UAUCGAUGUGGGGUUUGGCUUGUAUCACAAAAUCAAUUUUGAAUAAUUAUAGCUCACAGUCUAUAAGUUAUGUUCUGGAUUCUCAAUACUUGGACUGGAAUACUACUUUUCCUGCAAUUUUUGUUUGUCCUAUUGCUGGAUCUAGUAGUACGAGGACAAGCGGAGACAAGGGUAAAAUUGAAGAAAAUGUUGGAAAAUUUGUUUAUGAAUCUACAAAGCGGGUGAACUGUGAUUACAAUACGACAAUGGAAAAACUAUGCGAAGAUCUAGAUCACGAUGCACUCAUGAGUGCAUAUUAUGAACUGAAUGUUAGCAACGUUAUUGAAGAUGUUUCAUUUUUGGAUUCUCGGCUAUCAGUACAAGAUACGUUUAAGUUCAAAAGAACACAAAUUGGCCCAUGUUUUGUCGCUAAUCAGUAUGAUGUAAGCAUGGGUACAACUUUCGAUAAAUUGUUAAAGUUUAAUAGAACAAUCGGCCCAGGAUCAUUCAAAUUUUUGUUGAAGAAAAAGGCUACGAUUUUUAUUUUACCUCCAGAAGCGAUUCCCUUGUUGAAUACCGAAUCUGCAUUGAAACUUAGUAUACUGAACAAAAAUCACGAAGCUGUGUUUACAACAAGAGAAAUAUGGAACGAUCGUGCCUUGUUUAGAAGAAGUCCAGAAAAACGUCUUUGUCGUUUCCCAAAUGAAGUGGAAACUCCUCUAAAACCAUUUGGAGCAUACAGUUUAAAUUCAUGUCAACAAGAAUGCAUGAAUAGACUAGAAAUGACUGUUGCUAAUUGCACUACACAUCUUAUGCCAGAAAUAUUUCGUAAGAACUAUUGUGGAUACAAAGGACUACAAGUAAUAUCAGAAUUACCUAGUUUCAAUUUUGAAGAUCAAGGAAUAACAUGUCGUUGUUUAAGAUCUUGCUACGAUUUUGAUUAUGAAGUUCUAAUCGAUGCCGAUAUUCCGUAA
Molecule: messenger RNA, 953 nt
Organism: Ctenocephalides felis (cat flea)
Lineage: Eukaryota; Metazoa; Arthropoda; Insecta; Siphonaptera; Pulicidae
Exons: 9
Coding region: 6-953 (315 amino acids)
Biological process (GO): sodium ion transmembrane transport
Cellular component (GO): membrane
Molecular function (GO): ligand-gated sodium channel activity
Source: RefSeq, a predicted model, not a curated record